AUGUUCGACGUGCUAUCCUCGAUCUUGCCAGACCUUGACUCGCGAGCUAUCAAGACCAUCCCUCACAGAUUCAGCCUCAGUGAUGAUGCUGCGAUCGAGACGGUCCUCACCGAGAUCCCACUGUUCUGCGUUGGCAUCAUGGCAUUCGGAGUGUUCACCUUCUUUCUGAUCCAGAGGAGGUUCAGCCUUCUCGCCACCUACCUCUUCCUCUCCUCAGCCUUUGGUUUUGGUGCCGGCAUAUUCGAUCUCAGCCAGGUCCUCGAGCGCGGUGUCAAUGAGAUGGCCGAGGGCAAAGGCACAGACACCGUCACCGCCCUCCUCAACACGCGCGAGAUCUUCCUUGCCAUAUCCACCGGCCUCCGCUUCAUCUUCAUGUGGGAGUUCGCUGCGACGCGCCCCCGCUGGGAUCCAGUACCGCGGGCUGCGGACAGCAUCCAGGCGCUCAUGAACCAGCCUCUCAUCAUGCUGCACAGCGCCAGCUGGGAUCGCUGGGGACUGACAGGAUAUGUCCUCAAGUGGAGUACCCUGGGCAUGACCAUUGUGAUCCCCGUCCUGCAGAUCGUCUGGCGCAUAACGACGGAUCACCCUACCGCGAUCUACGUUGCGGAGGGCACACUGGAGAUUACUGCCUCGUCUAUCUUCAUCCUGAAGCUGCUUCUGAAUACCGCGUUCGCGCCACCGAACCAGACUGGCACGGCAUUUCUGUGGUACAUG
Messenger RNA from Schizophyllum commune H4-8, 714 nucleotides. RefSeq lists its product as uncharacterized. The transcript has 3 exons. The record is from RefSeq and is a predicted model, not a curated record. NCBI's taxonomy places the organism in Eukaryota, Fungi, Basidiomycota, Agaricomycetes, Agaricales, Schizophyllaceae. The annotation marks the transcript as partial.